Dentiscutata erythropus is the source of this 166-nucleotide messenger RNA. Lineage: Eukaryota; Fungi; Glomeromycota; Glomeromycetes; Diversisporales; Gigasporaceae. The record is from the annotation of a GenBank genome assembly.
AUGAGAUACUUGAAACAAAUCAAGCAACAAAAUCCAACCCAUAAAACGAAACCCACCACCAAAGAAGACAGCAUAAAAUCAACACCAAGACAUAGUAAAAUAUCUACAAAGAAAAAAGACAGCAUGAAAUCAAUCCAACAACAUAGCAGAACACCUACAAAGAAAA